AUGACAUCAGAUUCACCCGAGACAUCGCUAAAAACGAACCGAAAACAGUGCUAUGCAGCUCGAGAUGCCUACCUCCGAUGUAUGGACGAGAACAACCACGAGGAGAAGAAAUGUCGGGUUUUUAUGACCGAUUUCAAAGCCAAAUGUCCCGCUUCAUGGGUGCCACAUUUUAUUAGGAAACAUCAGUUUGAGAAAUACAAGAAUCAGUUAGAAACGCAAGGAGUAACGACAGCAGAUGAACAGUACGAGAAAGCGAAGCAACCGACGCCGUAA
Molecule: messenger RNA, 273 nt
Organism: Bursaphelenchus xylophilus (pine wood nematode)
Lineage: Eukaryota; Metazoa; Nematoda; Chromadorea; Rhabditida; Aphelenchoididae
Source: the annotation of a GenBank genome assembly